Molecule: messenger RNA, 1191 nt
Organism: Sclerotinia sclerotiorum 1980 UF-70
Lineage: Eukaryota; Fungi; Ascomycota; Leotiomycetes; Helotiales; Sclerotiniaceae
Exons: 1
Coding region: 1-1191 (396 amino acids)
Source: RefSeq, a predicted model, not a curated record
AUGUCCGCAUUUAACCAUAUACUUGCUCAACUUACCCAAAAUCCCAUCUUGGGAAGAACUAUUCGACGUCUUGAUUUCUCCGAGCUGAAAACUGCACGUCCAAUGAGAGAAUUUUCUAAUUCUCUUUACGGAAUGGUUUCACUCGCUCCACAUCUUCGAGAAUUCCGACUUCCGAAAGAUACCAACCUAAAUAGUUUCUUGAGCGAGUCCUUACUUCGACUUCUUUUUGUUGGGUUACCACAUUUGAAGACGUUAGAUCUGGGCAAUUGCACAUCAUCAACACUAGAUUGCAUACCUAGCAUACUCGAUCGUCUACCAAAGGCUGCUUCACUUCCGAUCAAAUCAUUAUCCUUGGAAAAUUGCACAGCUCUACCCGCUUCAUCCUUCGACUCACUAUUUUCACGACUCGGCUCCAUACAAUCGAUGACGUUAUCACACACUCAUAUCACGACAGAGUCUUUACAACUUCUGCCUCCUACUGCUAGAAUUUCACAUUUAGCAAUCAAUCAUUGUGCAUUAAUUGAAGACGUCUCUCUCGUCGACUUUAUAACAUCUCAUCCGUCUGUGAAGCAUACAUUGGUAUACCUUGAUGCCUCAGUUGACCUUACGGUUAGUGAAGAGAUCAAGGAAAGGGAAACAGAGUUGCUUUUGAGAUAUGCACCGAGGACAAUCAAGACUCUCAAACUAAGAGGAUGGAAGAUGGGCUCGGCCUGCGCCGCUCAGUUAAAGAGUUUGAAUCAAACAAUAGAAGAGCUAAGCAUAGGCACUGGUCUCCGCAUGCGCGACCUCGAAUCUAUUUUUCUAGAUGACGAAGACAAUGACUCCCGGAAUGAGGAAGAUGCAAUCGAUUCAUCAGAGAUUGACUCAAAGUAUACUACUGUUCUCGAACCUAUGGAACGUGCGAUUGCCAUUACCAAGUUACGACGAAGGAUCUCCAUUACUCCAUUACCUACUGUCACUGGUGCGAAACACAGCUUAAGAUAUCUUGACAUUAGGGGGAUGACAUUGGCAGAACAAAGUAAGAUCCGAUCUUCAAUCUUACUAGGCAGACAGUCAAUGGCAUUAGAUGUAAUUGCUGUGAACGAUAGGUUAAUGGAUAGAGAAGGAACACUGAAAGAAAUAUGCGCAAGCGUGGGAUGGAAUUUAAAGCGAGAUGGUAGAAGGUGUCUCUUGGUUAGACGAAAAGUUUGA